Molecule: messenger RNA, 5433 nt
Organism: Pectinophora gossypiella (pink bollworm)
Lineage: Eukaryota; Metazoa; Arthropoda; Insecta; Lepidoptera; Gelechiidae
Exons: 4
Coding region: 244-4380 (1378 amino acids)
Molecular function (GO): zinc ion binding; nucleic acid binding
Source: RefSeq, a predicted model, not a curated record
ACUAAACGAACGUAAAUCUUUUGAUGCUUGCAUUUUUAUCUAGCCUUUGUUGAAAUUCUUCGUGCCGUUAAUUCUUUUCGAAAACAUUCCGAAGCCAAUUUAGUCGUUGUAGUUUAGGAGUCGUUGAGAAGAGCAUUUAAUUUUAAAUAUUCAAUAUGAUAGUUUGAUAAGAUAAAGUAGUUUUAAAAAAGUUUAGCAAGUGUUUUUACUGAUUAGACUUGUUAUGGAAAAAUCGUUAUAAAAAUGGAUUUGAACCUGUUACCGCUAUACACCUAUCAGCCCAGAAACUUAACUGCUCCCCUGUGGAAUCUCAUAGACACAUUGCCACAACAAUACUGUGACUUUGAAGUCAAGACGAAGGAUGCCAUAGAAGAUGAAAUAGCUGAGAAUGGUGACACGGUUACGUGUUACAUUUGUGAUGUGAACGUGCCAAAAGUGUACGUUCGUGAACAUUACCAGAGUGAGAAGCAUAACACUCACGCGGCGAUACUGGAUCUUAGCCUAGAAAGGAUUAAGCGACAGAUGGCGCUGCCUGCGUUUACAACUGCCCAUCAUGGCCGCACGUUUUACUGCCCCCACUGCUGUUGCGCAGUUAAAUCAACGAACAAAACUGCUCAUGACUCCUCCGAACUGCACAGACAAUCUGUACUGCACGAUACUAUGAUAAAAUCAUUAAAAUUAAUUUAUGAAAACAAAAACAACGUUUCGAAAGUGCUCGAUGACAUUGCUGAAUUAAUAAAAACGAGAGAAAAAGACCAAUUCGAUGAAAGAUUAAAAAAUAAUGGUACAUUGAAUACGCCAGACAUUUCUGCCGAUGCUAAUAUCAAAGAUGAACGUGAAGAAAUUCACAGUAACACACCGAGCGGACAAGAUUUGUUAGAGUUUUUCAAGAUAGUAACGGUACCUAAUUUCAAUCCAACUUUCCAAUUCGCUGGUGAAAAAUUCCUUCAUGUUCAAACUCCUUAUGGCGAUGUAAGGUUAGCUGUUGACAAUUACCACAAACUAAAAUCUUAUUUGGAGGAAAAAAUGGACAUAAACCACUGUCUUGUGCAAAAACCAGCGAAAAAAGAGGAAGUUGCAUUUUGUAACGUUUGCAAAGAGCACAUAGCUAAUAUCAAAGCUGUUAUCGAUGGACAUAUGAAUGCAGACGAACAUGAAAAGAACUACAUGUCAAUGUUACGAGGUAAUUCUAUGAUAAAAAUCAACGACGUAGUGACAUUCUGUUCAGCAUGUUCCGCGAAUAUGCUUGAAUGGCACGAAAUCGGCCAUAUUGGAGAAGAAAAACACAAAAAUAAUGUACGUGACAAAAGCGUUACCAUUGAUAAUAGUGAUUCUAACUCAGAAAGAGCUAGCACUAGCCAGGAAAGCAAUGAUUCUAAAACCAAAACGUCUGUCACUGGAAGCUCUGAAUUCAUCAAUAAAUCUGUUCUUACAAAAAACUAUAUAGCUGAAUUUAACAGGGAUUUGCUCUACUGUGAUGUAUGCCGCGUCUUUGUCAAAAAAUCACUUACGUUGUACCAUAUUAACAAAUGUGACCAUAAAAGUAAUUUAACAAAACGUGUAAAAAAAACUAAGAGCACAGUUGAUUUAGGCACAGUGAAAGCAGGCAAAGAACCACUAAAACCAUUAAAUAAUCUUCCAAAGGAAAUAGAGAGAACGGGAAAGAAAGUUGAAUGUAAGAUUUGUAAAGUGAAAAUACCUGAUACCGUUGCUAACAUAAACGACCACUUACUCGGUCAAAGACAUGUUAAGGCCGUUAAUGAGAAAGCUGAGAAAGAAAAGGCAAAAAACAUUACGUUUAAUAAUAAAAAUAUCAAACACGGUGCAGGCUCGGAUGGAACCAAUCAGAAAGUUACAGCGACUGUGUCCUACGCUGAAAUGGCUCGUUUAGAUAAAAAAAAUGAAAAUGAAUUAGCAGGAACUAAUAAAGAAGCCGUCAAAAAUAUCCAAAAAGGAUCUGACAAGGUGGCAAAGGGGAAACUUCACUAUGUGUUCACUAUCACGGACGAUCUUAAUAAAGCACGGUGUAAAGUUUGCAGCGAAGAGUUUGAUCUAGCGGACGCGGUCACUCCCGGGUUUUCAGAAACACAUCGCUCAUCAGAUGCGCAUAAGGAUGCGUACUCUGCUAAACUGGAGAGUCAAACUAUGUGCCGAGUCAACAAAAAUUGUUACUGUCUCUGCUGCAACGAAAUAUUCACUAUUAACUUAGAGUACUAUCACAUGAAUAGUACUUUACACCAGUUUAAUUUAAGCACGUGCCCUGAACGACUGGAUAAAGUCUGCCUUAGCAGAGUUGCAAUGUUAAAAAUUAUGGAUGCCCCUAGUAUUAGAAAAAGACAGCGUGUACGUCGCAAGUCAAAGGUGGCUGUUGCGACAUCUGACGCCAUAAAUGAACAACCAACUCCCAGAGAUGUACAUGAAACGCCAAAAGAAUCAGCAAUUAUAAAAUCCGAAAGUCUUCAAUACAUAAAUAGCGACCUGAAUAGCGAAAUAAGCAACAGAUAUGAUUCAAGUGACGAUAACCAUGAAAUAUUUCAAGAUACCGAUACUCCUGAUCUCUCUCAAACAGAAAACUACGACACAGACAUCGACGAGGUACUCCCGGAAAAUGCAAAUGUGAACAGCGAUGAUAAACAUGACGCUAACCAAAAUAACAAUAUCAACAAUGACUAUAAAGAGAACGCUGUAGAAAGUAAUGAUGCUCAACUUCAAGUAGCAGCUAAUGCGAUAGACGAACAUGAUACAGCUAACGUGGAAUAUAUUUUUCUUCAGAACAUGUCUGUUGAAAAUAUGGAAAUUGGUAGAACGGAACAGAACUGUAAUUAUAGAGUCUGUGAAGCCUGUGGUGUAGAUCUUUUGGAAGCGAACGUCGCAUAUCACUACGAAGGGACAUUUCAUAAGACAAACGAGAAGCUCUUUCUAGAAAAGAAAUUAAGAGCUGCCGUUCAACAGAUUGUAUCAAGCCAAUCGCAUGAGGGUGACACAAAAACUGACAAUGUAAUAGUGGACGGUUUCUGUACAAUAUGUAAUGUUGUUACAACAGAUUCAAUUGACGACGAAACCCACACAAAUAGGAAGGUCCAUCAAAAUAAAUUAAAAAAUCUUUUCAGUGAAAGAGAAACUGUAGACAAACCGAAAACUAUCGAAAAACGAUAUGUCUGCAAUAUUUGCAUGUCUAAAGGGUUUUCCACGGCUGACCAAUUACUGCACCAUAUGAAUGACGAUAAUCAGCAUAGGAAGAAAGUAAGAAGACUGGCUGCAAAAGUAGGAAAAUCAGUGGAAGAAGCUUACUUCAAAACACCCGUCGUUUGUAACACCACUGAGAGCGCAACAUCAAGUGAAGAUACAUUAGCGAGCACAAGCCAACCAGUUCUCACUGAAACCCCGACGAUUGACAAAGGCGUAAUUGCACCCGAAAGUACGCAAUUUUACUGGUGUGAGAUAUGCGAAAAGAAAGUGCCAAAUACUGCUUCCUGUAUCAACGAUCAUGUGCGCGGGAAAAAUCACAAACGUUGCAUGGAAAAAACAUUUGCUAGUAAACCAAAUAAUGAAGAAAAGACAAUAAAUACAUCGGCACCCAAAGAUGAAAAUGAUACAUCUUAUGAACAUACAAAUAAAACGCUAAGUCACGACAGCUCACAGACAGCUAAUGUAGAUAAGAAUUCAACUCAAGCAGCUGACGAUUUCAAAUAUAAUAUUAACACUAAUAGUCAAAACCACGGAGACAAACCAGAAGUAAAGGAUGGUCUUGGAAAUUAUACUGUGGUAAUCUCAAGCCUGACAGGAGACAAUGAACACGCUAACGUACAAAACAGGGUUCACGGGAAUAUAUAUAAUAAUAAUAACAUAAGCGGAAAUCUUUCAGAGCCAGUAAACGAUAAUAACACACAGUGUGGUUUAACAACUAUGAUUCACGAGAAAAACAUUGAUGGUCACGAUGGAAAUGUAAGUGAAACAAGCGAAUAUAGUGACAAUAAUGAUACCGGUUUCUUUGUAUGCAAAAUAUGCCUGUUCGCGGUACCUAACGACCCUGUCGAAAUAAGGACUCACUUGGCAGGCUUUAGACAUAAUAAAAAUGUGGAUUUGCUUAAAGAAAAUAAGGAGCAAGUCCCUAAUUUAAACGAAAUAUUUGACUGCGAUAUAUGUGGAGUUAAAUUACAUAAAAACGCCAUGCAAAUUAGUACUCAUUACAAAACGAAUGCACAUAACAGAAUACUUCAGAAAGUGCUAUUGAAGAAUAGUAUAAGAAUGAGGGAUGACCGUGUCUGCUAUUGUGUCCCGUGCGAUUUGUACUUUACCAAAAAUACUGUCUCUACCCACAUUGCGUCAAAGACUCAUUUAAUUUCAUUAUUUCAAUUCGAUCAACAAAUCGAAAAGUAGUACGUAAGCCCAAGAAAUUAUAUUAAUAAACUAAUCGCAGCUGAGACUGCCCUGAAGAAGAGGCUGAAAUCAUACAUAACAUAACAUAAACAGCCUAUAUACGUCCCACUGCUGGGCACAAGCCUCCUCUCAAUCAACCGGAGAGGGUAUGGAGCAUACUCCACCACGCUGCUCCACUGCGGGUUGGUGGAGAUGUUUUUACGGCUAAUAGCCGGGACCAACGGCUUAACGUGCCCUCCGAAGCACGGAAUCAACUUAUUUUUUCGGACAAUCAGGUGAUUCAAGCCUGAAAAGUCCUUACCAAACAAAGGACACUCUCACAAAGUGAUUUCGACAAUGUCCCCGACCUCCAGUGACAAUGAACCCGGACCUCCAGAUCGUGAGCCUAACGCUCUUAUCACUAGACCACGGAGACUGUUGACGCUGAAAUCAUUUUUGAAUAAUUAUGUACCCCAGCAAUGAGAAAAUAGGUAAUUAUCACGAUAAAAGUGAAGAACGCCAUCUAUCGUGUGUUUGGGGAACGUCGAUUGGAAUGCCCCUCAUUAUUGACUUGUCAAUUUAGUCCCAUUAAAAUCCACAGGACUUCUUUCGUAGAGCUGAAUCAGGGAACCGAAUUAUUAAACUUUUGCACAAGGUAAUGAAUACAACCGUACCAACCAUAUUGAAGACUAUAGAGAACCGGAGAGGAAAUAUGAUUGGCCACCUGAUACGACACGAUUCAUUUAUAACAAACAUUAUAGAAGGAAAAAUUGAAGGGAAGAGAGGAAGGGGUAGACCUAGCAUAACAUUUAUGAAACAAAUAAAAGAGAGGGUGCAGGUCGUGUCGUAUCGGGAGGUGAAGGUUUUGGCGGGAAGAAGAGAGGAAUGGCGAUUACCCCACCGACAAGAGCACAGCUCUUAAAUAGAGAGAGAGAAUGUAUACAAAUUACCUAUGUUAUUAGUAGCUUGGUAUUAGAAAGGUAAGACCAUGGUUUGUUGUAUCAUGAUUAGUAGUAUGUAUCCUAGUAUAUGAAAUUUGUAUUUUUUGAUGAAUAAAGUUUAUUGAAUUUAUAA